AUGCUGCAAGUCACAUACCCUAGUCCUGGGGAACACCCAAGCGCACCUCGAGAGCGAGGUAUCUUCCCGAUAACAGAUGAUGAGCUUUGUGAUUUAGCGAGUACAGCCCAGUUACCAGUACCAAUCAAGGCGGACGUUGCCUCGUUGGUUGUCGUAGCACAGACGAUCGCGGUCACGUCUUCCCUAUUUGCUGCUGUCCAAAUCUCGUUCAAUUCGAUAAUCGAAGCUGCUGUCUUCACGAGCGAGACCCCGCAGCUCAGAGGAUACACCCUCAAGACUUGGCUCUACUUGCGUUGGUUCUUGUACGCGGCUGUCAUUGUAAACCUUGGAAGCGCUGGUGCUGCUGUCGCCGUCAUAAAUCUUGCCACGUCGUUGGAGUGCGAGUUUAGUCGUUUCGCCGUUCUGUACCACCACGGCGACAAGGAAGCACUACGACGAUACAAGGACGCAUACGAUUGGGUCCUAACACGUAAAUUACCGUCCAAGUACGUCAAGGAAAAGUAUACCUUCGAGAGAUUGCAACAAUUUGGAAUGGAUAAGCGGGUUUCUUGGAUCUCGUAUGGCAUGGCCCUUAGUUUUGCUACCGGAGUAGUGUUCGCUUUUGUAUCGUUCGUCUACUGGGUCGCCUUGACGCAAGGUGUAGCUGCGGUUGUGGUCAUGGCGGUGAUGGUAGCAUUGGGAAUCAUACUAACACUAUCUUUUACCAUUUUGUAA
This is a messenger RNA of Serendipita indica DSM 11827, 714 nucleotides long. Lineage: Eukaryota; Fungi; Basidiomycota; Agaricomycetes; Sebacinales; Serendipitaceae. The record is from the annotation of a GenBank genome assembly.